Eleginops maclovinus (Patagonian blennie) is the source of this 1932-nucleotide messenger RNA. Its product is annotated as cytochrome P450 2J6-like. The transcript has 9 exons. The coding region runs from base 127 to 1638 and encodes 503 amino acids. Gene Ontology annotation, cellular component: cytoplasm; intracellular membrane-bounded organelle. Gene Ontology annotation, biological process: xenobiotic metabolic process. The record is from RefSeq and is a predicted model, not a curated record. Gene Ontology annotation, molecular function: heme binding; oxidoreductase activity, acting on paired donors, with incorporation or reduction of molecular oxygen, reduced flavin or flavoprotein as one donor, and incorporation of one atom of oxygen; iron ion binding. NCBI's taxonomy places the organism in Eukaryota, Metazoa, Chordata, Actinopteri, Perciformes, Eleginopidae.
UGCUAGGCAGCCGUGUGUCAAGGUUCACAAGAGCUCUCUGCAACAGAAUGAAAACAUAUUAUCUGAAAGUAGAAGCACAGAAACUCUGAGCUUUAGUAAGACAGCCUUGAGCUCUAGAUUUGCAGAAUGGAUUCAAUCAUUUCUAUGUUCAGUUCCUAUCUCAACUGGGAUGUCAAAAGCCUGCUGUUCUUCUCUGUAAUCUUCAUCCUCACUGCCGACUAUUUCAAAAACCGACAGCCAAGCAGCUUCCCUCCAGGACCCCGCGCAUUUCCUAUUGUGGGCAACAUGUUUUCUGUGGAUUUCAAAAGGACCCAUGAGAGCAUGACGAAGUUAGCAGAGAAAUAUGGAAACGUGUACAGCAUGAGAAUGGGCCAGUCAUGGAUGGUGGUGUUGAACGGGUUUGAGGUUCUGAAAGAAGCUCUGGUUACUCAGGGAGACAGCCUGGCAGAUCGCCCGGACCUCCCUCUGUUUGUUGAAAUAUCCAGUGGACUAGGUAUUGUUUUCAGUAAUGGUAACAUAUGGAGGCAGCAGAGGCGUUUUGCACUUUCGACCCUCAAAUAUUUUGGAUUUGGCAAGAAGUCCCUUGAGCCCGUCAUCUUGGAGGAAUUUUCAAAUUGUGCAAAAGACAUCAAAAGCCUCAAUGGAAAGCCAUUCAAUCCACAUCUCCUCAUGAACAAAGCCAUCUCCAACAUAAUUUGUUCCCUGGUUUUUGGUCAUCGCUUCGAGUAUGGUGAUGAGAAAUUUACAAAACUGAUGAGGUGGUUUGACAAAGGUCUCAAGAUUGAAGGCUCCAUCUGGGCACAGCUAUACAACUCGUUCCCUUGGUUGAUGAGACGUUUGCCAGGGCCACAUCAGACCGUUCAGAACAUCUGGGACGAUGUGAAGGACUUCAUAAGAGAAGAGAUUAAAGAACACAAACAGAACUGGGAUCCCUCAGACCCAAAAGACUACAUCGACUGUUUCCUGAACGAGAUUCAGACGGGAUUGUCUGGCAAGGGGCAGGCUGACAGUACUUUUGAUGAGGAAAAUCUGGUUGCAUCUACCUGGGAUCUGUUUCUGGCUGGAUCUGAGACAACCUCAACUACCCUGCGAUGGGCUUUCCUCUUCAUGGCAAAGUAUCCUGAGAUACAGGCAAAGGUCCAGGCUGAGAUAGACAGCGUGAUUGGACAGUCCAGACACCCGUCCAUGGAAGACCGUGCUAACCUGCCCUACACUGACGCCGUCCUACACGAUAUCCAGAGAAUGGGCAACAUAGUCCCUCUUAGCCUGCCUCAUGUUACCAGCAGGGAUAUCCAACUGGGAGACUACACGAUCCCAAAGGGUGUUACAAUAAUCCCCAAUCUGACCUCGGUGAUGUUUGACAAGAAUGAGUGGGAGACGCCCAACACCUUCAACCCAGGACACUUUCUGAACAAGGAGGGAAAGUUUGUGAAGCGAGCUGCUUUCAUCCCUUUCUCGGCCGGUAAGCGGGUGUGUCUCGGGGAGAACCUGGCCAGGAUGGAGCUUUUCCUUUUCUUCACCUCCUUCAUGCAGCACUUCAACUUCUCCAUGCCUGCUGGGGUGAAACCUGUAUUGGACUUUCAUUUUGGCGUGACUUUAGCACCCAUGGAAUAUGAAAUCUGCAUAACCUCACGCUAGGAGUUUCCAUUUGUUUUAACUACUGGAAAAUUACCUUUUGGAUUUCUAUCAAACGCCCAAGAGGACAUUGAUCCACUUUCUAUAACAUGCUUUUUGUUUUGGGAGAUCUGACAUUCUAAGUUCCUGAUUGGAUUAUAGGAUAUAUAUAUUUCUUUUGUAGGAUUACUGAUGAUUUCACAAAUGCAUUUGUAGUUAAGCACAGAGCAAUUCUGUUUGUUAUGGUCCUGGGUGUCAGAUUUUCAUCGUUGUGUUUUUGACUGUUGAUUGGACAAAAUAAACAAUACUACAAAUCUA